This is a messenger RNA of Rana temporaria (common frog), 2099 nucleotides long. RefSeq names its product transcription factor Sp5-like. Gene Ontology annotation, molecular function: RNA polymerase II cis-regulatory region sequence-specific DNA binding; DNA-binding transcription factor activity, RNA polymerase II-specific. The record is from RefSeq and is a predicted model, not a curated record. The transcript has 2 exons. Bases 176 to 1213 code for a protein of 345 amino acids. NCBI's taxonomy places the organism in Eukaryota, Metazoa, Chordata, Amphibia, Anura, Ranidae. Gene Ontology annotation, biological process: regulation of transcription by RNA polymerase II.
ACCCAAACACACACUCCUGAUUGGCUGACUGCUAGUCUCAAAAAAAAAAAAAGUUUGCACAGUGCAGGAUCAAACAGUGAGUGAGAGUUUGGGAAGACAGAAUCAUCUAGUUGUUGAUCUGGGAAGGGGAUGAUAGGAUCCACUAAACGCUGCCACUAACUUCAGGCUCAACCUCAUGGCUUCCCUGGUCCUUCUUAAUAGAGAGAACACUUUACAGGCUUAUUUACAGGAUAGAACCCCUAACUCCUCCCCGGACAUAGGGCCGUUUCCAACACUGAACGUAUUCCCGUCAGCCUGUCGCUCAGUAAUAGCACCUAAACCAAACCAUUGGGAUUACUCACAGUGCUCUUCCAGUUCAGCCGGAGCAGCUCCGGCAAUGUUUCCUCUGUGGGGCAAUGACAUUCCUCAGAGUACAGGAAUGGGAUCUCAUGGUAUGACUUUUAGUGUCCCAAAAGUUCAGUAUAAUGGUCAUAUGCAGGCAGUAGGAACUCAUGAGCUGCCGCUGACUCCUCCAGCUGACCCAAAUAUGUAUUCAUUCGAUUUGUCUCCGGUCAAGAUUUUGGCACCUCAAGUUUCGAAUAACCAUGCAUAUCAUUUCCAAGACACAAACUCUGUGACUCAGGACUACUCAGGUUUUAUGCAAAACCCUACACCCUUGACCCAAAGACACAUUCCUACAACACACAUGGAUGAACAGACCUGGUGGAGUUUUCAACAAACAAACGCAAAUAACCUUCACUCCUUCCAUUUGACCAACUCUUUGAUGGUGGGACCACAGCCUCAACUUGCAGCACUUCUCCAGAGCUCCUCUAAAACUCUGCUAAGCUCAACUAGACGAUGUAGGAGGUGUAAAUGCCCCAACUGCCAAGCUUCUCCAAACAACGAAGAACCUGGAAAAAAGAAGCUUCACAUCUGCCAUCUUCCAGGUUGUGGGAAAGUUUAUGGAAAGACCUCACACCUCAAAGCCCAUUUGCGCUGGCAUGCUGGAGAGAGACCUUUUAUCUGCAACUGGGUCUUCUGUGGAAAAAGCUUCACCAGAUCUGAUGAGCUUCAGCGCCAUCUAAGGACUCAUACAGGGGAGAAACGUUUUGGGUGCCAAGAAUGCGGAAAGAGGUUUAUGAGGAGUGAUCACCUUUCUAAACAUACAAAAACUCAUCAAAACAAAAAGGUGAAGUGCGCAGGCCCAUCUAUAGACAGUAUUAAAAAAGAGUGACCGUCCUUUUUUUCAAUCCCAAUUUUGGCCCAUUACAAAGGGAGAACAUGACUUUUAACUUCUCUUUUUUAAGAUUUACUUGGGUCUCCUACAUUAAGGACAAAGGACAACGUAAAGUAUUUUUUUUUUAACUGAAUUUAAACCAUGACCACAGCAGCCUACAUAUUAAGGGGACGGUGCCUAUGUGAAAAAAUAUACAUAUGAAAAGAUAAAUUAAUUUGCUUAGAUUAUUUAUACAAAUGCUAUGUUGCAGAAGAAAAGAAUCCCCAUACCCCAUGUGUACAUAUAAUUUUUUUAUUUUUUUUUGGCAGAAAUCCUAUUGUUUAGCUUUAAAUCUAUUAUUGAGUUGAUUUCUAUCACCUUUUGCAUAUAGAUUGAAAUGUGCAAUAUUAUCGGGCCAAUUACCGUAUUUAUCGGCAUAUAAAAUGCACAGGCGUAUAACACGCACCCUAACUUUAAGAGGGAAGUUUCAGGAAAAAAUCUUUCCACAGCCCCCAAUAAAUACAGAAAUUAUUGCAGUGCAACAAAAAUGAUGCUAUCAAAAGGGCAGCUUCCCAUAGCAACUCAAUUUAACCUUUAUUCGCAACUAAAGUAAUGAAAAGAGUUUAUGUGGGUCACUGCACUUUGUAUCUUGAUUUGUAAUAUGUUCUUUGUAACUUUUGACAUUUUGUUCUAUCUUGUCUGAGAAGACCUUAUUCCUACCUUAAGCACAUUUAACACCAAUCUAAUGAACCCAUACAUUUUAAUGAUGAAACGGUUUAAUGCUGCCAUUCAUUUACAUAUAAUGUCGUAUAUGUUUAAAAUAACUGUUCUUGUCAGUUUUGUAAAUGAUCUGUUUCUGCAGUGCGGUUGGAAAAAUUAAAAAAAACAAAACCCUUUUACUUCC